Molecule: messenger RNA, 927 nt
Organism: Exophiala viscosa
Lineage: Eukaryota; Fungi; Ascomycota; Eurotiomycetes; Chaetothyriales; Herpotrichiellaceae
Product: 50S ribosomal protein L1
Exons: 3
Coding region: 1-927 (308 amino acids)
Cellular component (GO): mitochondrial large ribosomal subunit
Molecular function (GO): structural constituent of ribosome
Source: RefSeq, a predicted model, not a curated record
AUGGAGGUAUCCCGGAGCUUGUCAGUGGCCACCAAGAGCCUGUGUCGCUCGACGACAUCCUCAUUUCUUGCCUCCUUUACGUCCCCAUCACGAACGACAACACGAUCCUUCUCGUCCAUACCGGUACUAUUUGCGCCUAGGGGCGGUUCAGGCAAAGACAAGUCAACAAAAGAGAAGAUGAAGAGAAGGAAGAAGAAGCACCAGUUCUAUAAGCAGUACGACUUGAAAGAGAUGCAACAAUUCACCCUGUGCGAAGCGAUGCGCUACAUCAAAGCUAUGGAAGUCACGCGCGAUCCUGAGGUUCCGAAAUACGACAUUCAAAUUAAAUUACGAACGAAGAAAGACGGUCCCAUCAUCCGUAAUCAAAUCCGAUUACCUUACGCGGUCAAGACAGAUAUCAAGGUCGCAGUAAUAUGUCCGCCGGACUCUGCGGCGGCAAAACAAGCACGAGAAGCAGGCGCAUACCUCGUGGGCGAAGAGGAGAUUUUUCAGAGAAUCAAAGACGGGAAGAUUGAUUUCGAUAGAUGUCUUGCUGUACCUGCAUCACUACCGAAACUGGCGAAAGAAGGUCUUCCUCGGAUUUUGGGCCCACGAGGACUGAUGCCUAGCGUGAAGCUAGGGACGGUCGUUGAAAAGCCAGGUCCUGCUGUAGGGAACAUGUUGGGUGGUAGUAUGUACCGAGAACGUUCAGGUGUUGUUCGCAUGGCCGUUGGCAGACUCACUUUCACCCCUGAACAACUGAGGGAUAAUGUGAAAGCAUACAUCAGUGCGGUCAAGAAGGAUGCCACAGCAUUGAGCGACCAGAUCCUCAAGGAUAUAGCCGAAGUGGUCUUGAGCUCGACAAACACCCCGGGUUUCUCAUUGAAUGGCGAGUUUUACAGAGACACCCCAGGAGCCCCAACGCCGCAACAGUUGGCUGUUGUAUGA